Messenger RNA from Phascolarctos cinereus (koala), 4789 nucleotides. RefSeq names its product PBX homeobox 1 (gene PBX1). Lineage: Eukaryota; Metazoa; Chordata; Mammalia; Diprotodontia; Phascolarctidae. Gene Ontology annotation, biological process: regulation of DNA-templated transcription. Gene Ontology annotation, molecular function: DNA binding; DNA-binding transcription factor activity, RNA polymerase II-specific. The record is from RefSeq and is a predicted model, not a curated record. Gene Ontology annotation, cellular component: nucleus.
GUGGCGGGGGGUGGGGGGGAAAGUUUGCAUUGCAAUCCCCCUGCCUUCCUCUCUUUUCUCCAGAUCAAUGCAUAUUUGCAAAAGGAUUAAGCCACAGAUUUAAGCUCUGGAGCCCAUUUCUGCUUUGCAAAGGAGCCGGGACUAAAAACAACCCAAAAUCCAGCUCUGAUUUCUUUUCACCAAGUGGGAAGGAUUUGGAGACAGCUUGAACGAUAAAAAAGCCUUGGUAGUUCCAAGGAGCCGAGCAGAGGAGAAGAGGAGGAAACAGGGGCUGCUGUUGCCUUUGGAGAUGGAUGAUCAGCCCAGGUUGAUGCAUUCCCAUGCUGGGGUGGGGAUGGCAGGACACCCCGGCCUGUCCCAACACUUGCAGGAUGGGGCUGGAGGGACCGAGGGGGAGGGAGGGAGAAAGCAGGACAUUGGAGACAUUUUACAGCAAAUUAUGACCAUCACAGACCAGAGUUUGGACGAGGCGCAGGCCAGGAAACAUGCUUUAAACUGCCACAGAAUGAAGCCUGCCUUGUUUAAUGUGUUGUGCGAAAUCAAAGAAAAAACAGUGCUGAGUAUCCGAGGAGCCCAGGAGGAGGAGCCGACAGACCCCCAGCUGAUGCGAUUGGACAACAUGCUGUUGGCGGAGGGAGUAGCAGGGCCGGAGAAAGGUGGGGGAUCUGCAGCAGCGGCGGCAGCAGCAGCAGCAUCUGGGGGAGCUGGCUCAGACAACUCAGUCGAGCAUUCUGACUACAGAGCCAAACUCUCACAAAUCCGACAGAUCUACCACACAGAACUGGAGAAAUAUGAACAGGCAUGCAACGAGUUCACUACACACGUGAUGAACCUGCUUCGUGAGCAGAGCCGGACCAGGCCUAUCUCGCCAAAGGAGAUCGAAAGAAUGGUGAGCAUCAUCCAUCGUAAAUUCAGCUCCAUCCAGAUGCAGCUCAAGCAGAGCACAUGCGAAGCAGUCAUGAUCCUACGCUCGCGGUUUUUGGACGCGAGGCGGAAGAGACGAAACUUCAACAAGCAAGCCACAGAAAUCCUGAAUGAGUAUUUCUAUUCCCAUCUCAGCAACCCUUACCCCAGUGAGGAAGCCAAAGAGGAGCUAGCCAAGAAAUGUGGCAUCACGGUCUCACAGGUGUCAAACUGGUUUGGAAAUAAGCGAAUCCGGUACAAGAAGAACAUAGGUAAAUUUCAAGAGGAAGCCAAUAUUUAUGCUGCCAAAACGGCUGUCACAGCUACCAAUGUGUCAGCCCAUGGAAGCCAAGCUAACUCACCCUCAACUCCCAAUUCAGCUGGUUCUUCCAGUUCUUUUAACAUGUCAAACUCUGGAGAUUUGUUCAUGAGCGUGCAGUCACUCAAUGGGGAUUCUUACCAAGGGGCCCAGGUUGGAGCCAACGUGCAGUCACAGGUGGAUACCCUUCGCCAUGUUAUCAGCCAGACAGGAGGAUACAGUGACGGACUUGCAGCCAGUCAGAUGUACAGUCCGCAGGGCAUCAGUGCUAAUGGAGGUUGGCAGGAUGCUACUACCCCUUCAUCAGUGACCUCCCCUACAGAAGGCCCUGGCAGUGUUCACUCUGAUACCUCCAACUGAUCUCCCAGCAAUUGCAUCCCUGACUGACCUCCUCCCCUAAUGGGGGGGCCGGGGCAGGAGGGAGGGUUUCUCUCCCCAACGCUGAAGCAGUCAGACUGGAGGUCGGAGCAAUCAGCAAACACAAUAAGAGUCUCCUUCUCUACUCUUCUUCGGGAUGCUAUUUCAGCCAAUCUGGACACUUCUUUCUACUCUCUUCCCUUUCUUUUCUGGGUAGAAGCCACCCCUUUCCCUUGCCUCCAGCUGUCAGCCCUGUUUCCUCCAUCCUCCCUGCACCUUUCCCUCGCCCCGCGGCCUCUGCUACAUCACUGAAGGAUAUUUUCAACAGUUAGAGGAAUUUAAAGAGGAGAAAAAAAAGACAAAUUACAAAAAAAAAAACAAAAACAAAACAUUAAUAAACGUGUUUGUACAUUUUCAUGCUGGUGGUUUGAGGAGCCAAAUUUACCUCACUCCUAGACUGACAGGCAACCCUUCUUCUCUUUCAGUGUUUCUUGUACUCACACUACCUCUUAGCAGGAAGACGCCACAUUGCCCUCCCCAUUCCACAUGCCCCUCUGCCCUUUGCCCUUGGUCUUCCAUUUCUGGGAGCAGUUCCAAAUCAGAACAGCUUCCCGUUUUUUUUGUCCCCUAUCCCAAUGACUCUUGGGCGAAGCACCGUAGAUGGAUUUAUAAUGCUCUCUCAUUUCCAGUUUUCAUUCUGACAGGUAGAUUCCCAGUGCUGCCUGCCCAUACACUAAGGAAUUGGGCAGCCGGGUAGGGGAGGCAGAGAGUGGGAAGAGACAGAAUUCCUGGGUGCCUUCUCUCCCAUCUACAGCUGCUCUUGAUUUCUGAGGCACGGUUCAUGGAGAACAUUCAACAAUCCAUAAGCAUUCAUUAGUUUCUCACUGCAUGUCUAGCACUAGGUUAGGCAAGGAAAAGGGAGAAGGAACUAGAAGGUCCUGCCCAGAAAGUCUCCAACCAGACCCUCCUCCAUUUACCCACUCCCCAAACCCUUACACAUCACAUAUGGAUACUUAACAUAAGUAACCCUAACACUAUGCAUGUGGUGAGAUGAAGAGAGAAGAAUCAUCAGUUCUGAAUCAGGGUCACUGUUAGAAGAAAUAGGAGGCAAGGGGUGGGGAAUUUCAGGACCACUAAGCAUAUAUGAUGGGAUGGGCAGGAAUGAACAAUAAAAGAGGUAGCAUUUCUAGUGGAGAUUAUUUCCAUUCCCAUCACUAUUUGAGCUCUCAGAAAGCCAUAUACAGUACCUACGAUGUCUGUAGUGGACUUGUCUUUUAAUUUAGGUAUAUCAUACCAAUUGCCAAGCUUUGUAGAAUACUCUAUCCUUGACUCUGAACAUCUUGCUAUAGAAGAGAACAGAAACCAUGGUACAAUGCUAAUUAUUGGCCUAGUUUGAACUAUAAACUUGAGAGCAUUGUGGAAGGAGGAGUAAGAAUUUCUUAUUGAGUUCAUCACAGUAGUUUCUAUCCCCUGGGCACAUCUAAGAGAGAAGCAUUUGUUCUUAGCAGGGUAUUCUCCAACAUCCCCUAAGCAGUCAGGCAUUAACAAUUUUCAUAGCCAACUAUGCAAGCAAUAAAGCUGCAAACCUGUCCCUGACAAAGCAGAAGGUGGCUAAAUCUCUUAGUGCCUCAAUUUCUUUAUCUGUGAAUGGGGAGAGUUAUGCCUACCUUGCCAAGAACUUUGUAAGACUUCAAUGUAUAUACCUAUAUAUAUUUUUAGAACAGAGUUGAGAUCCUUGUAUCAGAGCAACUCUUGGGUCUACCGAGUCUUGUUUGCUCUCUGGUUAUCUCUACUUGCUAUCUCUAGUAUAUAUGUAAAGUGAUGGUCUCUUGGCAUGAACUAACCUAUGUUAUGUAGGUGAAAUAAAGGGCUUUAUUGCUCUAAUUCCUGCUAAUAUUAUAAUUAGAAAGAAAGGCCAUUUUCUAGCUUGAGUUACUGUUUCUAAGUGAACUGAUAGGUUCUGCCUGAUUCUAUUGCCUUGAACAUGAGUCCAAUAUAAGACAUUGUCAAGUACUUUUGGAAAUAGCCUGCUCACAGUCACUCACCAUGCCCAGCAUCCUCUCAUUCUGACACUUUCCAGUUGGAUGCCAAAGUUCUGAGGGCAAGGACAAGCAUUUUCAGAAUGCAUCUGGUCAUCAUCAUACUAUGGCACUGUGAAAAUGAAUGAAAGCUCUUCCUUCUGGGGGGAGGGGGGGAUUGAUGUCCUCCUCCCCCCUACAUAAGAAACUCAGAAAACCUAAGUUUCAAAGAAAUUUAAAAUUAACUUGCUAGCAGGUAGAGUUAUACCUUGAGGACCAAUUGAAGUGUUUUAAUGAAAUGGGAAGAGAACUAGUCUCAUGAAUCUUAAGAUUCAAAUUUGUGGUGGGAAAGUAUUAAUAGCUCUGUGGAAGCAUCAUUCCCCGUUCUCUGUUAUAGAGCCGUAAGUGGGGCUUCUCUUGGAUAGAAUUCUUAUUGUUAGGAUCAAUGGGGAGGUUCUGUUUUACCAGAAAUAGCACCCACUCCUACCCUAUUUAAGAACAUCAGAGUCAAAGGCUAUGCUGUUGGCAGAAUAAAAGGGUAUGGUUACUACCAAAAGGAUUCCUAUUUAUUGAGAACAAUAAGAUCCCAAUCCAUCCUAGACCUUCAGGCCCAGAUACAUGAUGAUCAUAAGCAAGUGGGAAGGAAAACUCAGAGCAGAGCCUCGUUCCCAUAUACUAUUUCUCCCACACCUUUCAUUUAUACUUUGCUCCACUCUCAAAGCAUCUCCCACAUUACACUCUUCACCUUAUUCCCCAUCUCUCUCUGUCCCACUCCUUUGGAAAGAUUUCAAGUCCAUCAAACACCACUAUGCCACCAUCAUGGCAGCCAAGAGAGCUCUUUCACUGUUGGGUCAAGUAGGAGCUCAGCAAAAGGAUAGGGCGUGGCAGUGCCUCCUGAAAUGGAACACUAAUUCAAUCCAUAGUCAGCCACUUGGGCACCAUUUCUGUCCCCAGAUGCCCUUCAUUUUCUAGGGGAAGUAGGUGCCCUUAAUGUUUCCUGGCAGCAGAUUAUCCCUGAAAAAUUAUUUGCCAGAGCUUUGGUUUACUUACCCUGUUCAUAAUGUCCUCCUUUCAUCUCCCUUCUCCUUCCCUUGUGUAGUUAUUGAUUCCCUUGAAGUAUUUUUGCCAACUUACAUCUUUUAAUUUGCUUUUUCUUUUGGCAAUGAUGAUCAUUCUUUCUUUCCUACUUGCC